UCGGCAUGGGAGGCAGUAAAUCAGUACAGUACUUAACGGACAAGCAACCACCAAAAUUCCUGCAUUUCGUUUCAUCAUCAGCUACAAACUUCAGCAAGGGAAGAAAACAAGUAACGUACACAAUCCAACCUACUUUAGAUUCGUUUGACGGAUUGACAAACGUCUGGAAAGGGGUGAAAUGUCGUCUCAAAUUUGCUCCAUCGUCCCUCCGUACCUUCUUAGGAGUAUCGUUGAGAGCCAGGAGAUAGAAGAGAAUGACCGAGAGUGCGCCCUCCGCUCAUUGAACCACCGCGACCAGUUUGUGGCCAAACGAUGCAACCGGUUUGACGCGCUGAGCCAGCCUCGAGCAGCCCGUGAGCAUGCUGCCCCUGAGGCUUCCAGACAGCAGUCCAUCGUGCCUGAAGUCCUCCUGCGCCACAUUGCCGAAUCUGAGGAGGUGGAUGAGGAGACCAGGCAGCGUGCCAGAGCGGAGAUCGAGCACUCCCAACGCGUAAUAUCUCAGUACCAAGCAGCCGUUGCCCCGGAAGAGACCGGCGAGGGAGCACACUCCGCCGGACCCUCCGCCGCAAGGGCUAAGCCAAUGCCCUCCACGGGCUUUUACCGAGCCAUCUACGACGCCAAGAAUGACCCUGACGAAGAAGACCUCCCUGGCAAAGUCGUCCGUGUCGAAGGGCAGAAGGUUAUCAAGGACCAAACGGCCAACGACGCCUAUGACAACGUUGGCAGGGUCCUCGAGUUCUACCUCAAGCAAUUCAACUGGAAGAGCAUCGACAAUAAAAACAUGCAUGUCAUCAGCACGGUGCAUUUCGGAAAGAAGUACGAAAACGCCUUCUGGGACCCGACCCGGAUGCAGAUGGUAUUCGGAGAUGGAGACAAGUUCCUAUACCGAUUUGCGAGUUGCUUAGACGUCAUUGGACAUGAACUGACUCACGCUGUCACGGAGCACACGAGCCCGCUGGUGUACCAGGGACAGUCUGGUGCCCUCAAUGAGCACAUUUCGGAUGUCUUUGGCAUCAUGAUCAAGCAGAUGUUCGAGAAUGAGACGGCCGACGAGGCGGACUGGCUGAUCGGCGAAGGUUGUCUGCUGCCAGACGUCAAGGGCGUGGCUCUCCGAAGCAUGAAGGCUCCAGGCACCGCUUACAACGAUCCGCGGUUUGGCAAAGAUCCGCAGCCGGCUAGUAUGGUCGAGUACACGCCCACAACCGAGGACAACGGCGGCGUGCAUCUCUACAGCGGCAUUCCUAACCGGGCAUUCUACCUCGCUUCCGUGGCCUUCGGCGGCUACUCGUGGGAGAAGGCGGGCCAGAUCUGGUGGAAGACUAUGACCAGUGGUCGCGUGCCGGCACGAUGCACAUUCGUUCAGUUUGCUGAUGUGACCACCGAGGUUGCUGAGGAGCUGUUUGGCGAGGAGGCUGCUAACAUUGUACGCAACGCCUGGAAUGACGUGGGCGUGACGCGGAAGCAUUGAAAGACGCUGAGUUGCAGACCGUGUCCGUCGCCUUGCUAAACUGAGUGGCGGCCAGGGAGCACACCUAAGGUACAAGUACAGAAGAGUAUGGAAGCAGAUUGGCAACGUUGAGAUAAUGGAAGCGAUGAACGCUACAUCUUGUAAUUUCUCCUAUGGAUCACUCGAGCAAGGAAGGCUGCGCGAGUGUUGCUUGGGGCAAUCAUGCUGCUGAGAUGCAUGCCUAACUCGGGCACCACG
Messenger RNA from Parathielavia appendiculata, 1705 nucleotides. RefSeq names its product zincin. The record is from RefSeq and is a predicted model, not a curated record. Lineage: Eukaryota; Fungi; Ascomycota; Sordariomycetes; Sordariales; Chaetomiaceae. The transcript is spliced from 5 exons. Gene Ontology annotation, molecular function: metalloendopeptidase activity. The coding region runs from base 179 to 1468 and encodes 429 amino acids. Gene Ontology annotation, biological process: proteolysis.